AUGGUGAGGUCGCCUGUGGAUGAUGUACCGGGAGGCCAGAACCAGUCAGCUUUUGCCGAAGGUGACUCGAGCGACAAAAAUGAUAUUCAGGAAAACGAUGAGGAUGACGAAGAGGCUCCGCUGAUCCUGAGACGGCGCGGUGAUGUCAUUGGCAGCAGUCAAGCGUUGUUGACCCUGACAAAGAGCUUCGUCGGUACUGGGUGUUUGUCCAUUCCGUUUGCUUGGAAACAAGCUGGCUUGUUGGUCGCGUUCGUUCUCCAGCUGGUUGUGUCACUAAGCAAUUGGUAUUGCAGUCUCAUACUGUCUCGUUCUUCACAGCGUCUGGCUUUACAGUAUGUUGUGAACAUAACGAUACUGUUGUACCAGGUUGGUUGUUCUGCAGUGCCUAUAGUAUUCAUGGCUACCAACAUCUCCAAGAUCGUCUCUGAACAGUUUGGCUCUAAUCUCAGUCAGAUUGAAUACGCUAGCAUGUUGCUGGUGCCUGUUGUGGCUGUGAAUAUGAUCGCCGAGAUGCGUUUCGUCAGCUGGCUGGCGAUCACUUCGUCGGUGUUAUGGUUCGUCGGCGCAUUGCCAUUGUUUUACCAAUGCCUUCAGCAGCCGUCGCAGUGGCAAACAGUUCCGCUGUCGACCGACUUUUGGUCGACAGUGAUGUUCGUAGGAACUGUGAUGUACGCGUACGAAGGGCAGACCAUGGUGCUGCCGGUGGAGAACAAGUUAAGGCAUCCGGAUGACUUUAUUGCCCCGUGUGGCGUAUUGACGACUCUCAUGGUCCUCGUGACGGUCAUUUUCACGGCACUGGGUUUCUACGGCUAUACGGCGUACGGCGAGCAGACAAAGGGUACGCUUUCUUUGAAUAUGCCGGACAACUAUCUUUUCGCUGGCGUUACGAUCUGUUUCAUAUUGAUGGCGUUCUUCGCACAUCCAGUCAACCUCUAUGUGAUCUUCGACAUGCUGUGGCCUGGAUUUCGGCGAAAAAUGGUCACUAAGUGGCUUCCAAUGAUGGCAGAUCACCAGCGAUUGCUGUCAGUGCUUUUUCGUACAUUCUGGGUGCUGGUAACCUAUGUGUUCGCUAUCGCUGUGCCACGUAUCGACUCGAUCGUGUCGCUAGUCGGCGGAACAGCCGGCAUGCUCUGUGCCUUCGUGUACCCACCGCUUUUCGAGUGCAUUACGUUCUGGCACGAAUGGCGCCUCGCCGAAGGACGACGCUGGUACUUCUUCUUCAAAGUUACGAUCAACGUGACGCUGAUGUCCGUCGGAAUAGCCAUGAUCUUCCUCGGCCUGACAGCGAAUAUCAAGUAUUUACCUGAAGAUUCUGCGUAA
Soboliphyme baturini is the source of this 1320-nucleotide messenger RNA. Lineage: Eukaryota; Metazoa; Nematoda; Enoplea; Dioctophymatida; Soboliphymatidae. The record is from the annotation of a GenBank genome assembly.